This is a messenger RNA of Heterostelium album PN500, 306 nucleotides long. RefSeq lists its product as uncharacterized. The coding region runs from base 1 to 306 and encodes 101 amino acids. The transcript has 2 exons. Gene Ontology annotation, molecular function: protein binding. NCBI's taxonomy places the organism in Eukaryota, Evosea, Eumycetozoa, Acytosteliales, Acytosteliaceae. The record is from RefSeq and is a predicted model, not a curated record.
AUGAACGAAGAUGAAAUUAAAAAAGCAUUUGCUGAGGGAAAGAUUCAGAGAAAGAAGAUCGAUGAUGAUGUUCAACAAUUCAUCGAUGAUGCAGCAAAUAACCGUAUAGAUGCUCUCAAGGCAGUGUUACAAGACGAAUCAAAGCGUGUAAAGCUAAUCAAUGAAGUUGAUGCAAACAGACGUUCAUCACUUCACUUUGUUUGUCAUAGUGGAAACAUUGAAACAUUCGAUCUGCUCAUCGAUGCCAAAGCUAACAUCAACUCAUUAGAUUUCGUAAGUAAAACUGUUACACUACCAACACUUUAA